AUGGCCGCUUCCCGCUGGUGCCCCCGAAUUUGGCUGAUUUGCUUGUCGCUCUUGCUCCUGCACGCGCGGAAAGAACAGAAGGACUACUAUGAGGUCCUUGACGUCUCAAAGGAUGCCUCAGAGGCUGAGAUCAAGCGCGCCUACAAGAAGUUGGCCCUGAAGUGGCACCCUGACAAGAACCCAGACCAGCCUGAACUCGCACAGCGUGCCUUGGCCAACGCGGUGCAGAGCGAACGCCGGGAUGUCUUGAAGAACUGGAUGCCCUCCUUAGUGGAUGGUGGAGCAGCACGGAAUUGCCGCCCGCAUCCAGAGGAGUGCCGACGGAUUCUGAAGGCGUUGGAGAAGAAGAGCUUGCAACCGAGCGUCAUGUUUUGCCCACUGCAGGAUUUGGUCUUCCUACACUACAACGACGGAGACGCCUGGGAACGCUGCUGCAUCUCGGAGAACAUCUUCAACGGCCAGCUGAGCGCCAAGUGCGAGGCGCUCUACGAGAAGCCGCAGCCGGUGAUGGAGCCUGAGGAGCCGAUGCCGGUGACGAAGACAGAGAAGAUCAUGGCGCAGGUGAAGUUAGUGGCCAGGCUGUCCAAAGAGAUCGCCUUGGAGAUGGCGGCAAAGUUGGGCUUUGGCGGUUGUGGAAAGGCGUGCAAGCCGGAUGGCUUCGUGGACCCUCCGCCGAUUUGUUUGAGCAACCCACGCAGACGCAGCCAUUGCGUCUACAUGGGCCGCCCUGGAGAGCUCUUCGCGAAGAAGCCCAUGGUGGGCGAAGCGGGCUACAAGGUGGUCGAGCUGUCGAUGCCGAUGCCUCCACCGGUCGCGCGAGCCCACGAGCCGCCUCCCUGGCGCACGUCAUCCGGGCGCGGGAAGACGUUUCUGUGA
Molecule: messenger RNA, 876 nt
Organism: Durusdinium trenchii
Lineage: Eukaryota; Dinophyceae; Suessiales; Symbiodiniaceae
Source: the annotation of a GenBank genome assembly